CGCCGCUGUGGCUGCCGGGGCGCGGCUUUGCCCCCGCUCCCGCGGGCGCGGAGGGACCCCCUCUCGGUGGCAGGGCUGCGGGACGAAGCUGCGAGCAGAAGCGAGCUGCUGGAUGUAGAAAGAAAGUGGGUCGUGCUCACGGAAAAUGCCUUUAAGGGACAAGUGUUGUCAGACUGACCACCAUCACCAUGGAUGCUGUGAGCCAGUACACCUGUUGGAACCUGGUGAUCCUCCGUUACUGCAGCAGCCUCUGCAAACGUCAAAAUCUGGUAUUCAGCAAAUCAUUGAAUGUUUUCGAUCAGGAACGAAACAACUUAAACAUAUCUUGUUAAAAGAUGUGGACACCAUUUUUGAGUGUAAAUUGUGCCGGAGUCUCUUCAGAGGAUUACCAAAUUUAAUUACUCAUAAAAAGUUUUAUUGUCCUCCAAGUCUUCAGAUGGAUGAUAACCUUCCAGAUAUAAAAGAUAAGCAGAGUCAAGCCAUAAAUGACCUCCUUGAAGCCAUCUAUCCACGGGUAGAUAAGCAAGAAUAUGUAAUUACAUUGGAACCUAUAGAAACUAAUCAAAAUGCUGUAUUUCAAUAUGUGUCAAGGACUGAUAGCCCAGAUGAGAACACAGAAAGUAGCCAUACCCCUGAUCAAGCUCCAGUACAGGUACAGGAACCCAACACUGAGCAACCCAAGACUCUUUCAGCUCCAGCACCAGUCCCAGCUGGGGAGACAGUAGAAUUACCUCCUGCUGAUCCUGUUACAAACAAGGUGAUACCUACUCCUGAAGAACAGCCUCCAGCAGUAAAUCCUGAGUUGGACUCUCUGGAUAAUUCUGAUUAUGGCCACCAGUUGAUUUGUUGCCUUUGUAGGAAAGAAUUUCAUUCAAGACGCAGUGUACGCCGGCACAUUCGAAAAGUGCACAAAAAAAAGAUGGAAGAGCUAAAGAAGUACAUAGAAACAAAAAAGAAACCAAACCAAUGCUCUGCAAAAGGACGAAAUAAGAAUGUUCUUGUAGCAUUAGGUAGAAGUUGUCCUGUAUGUUAUAAAUCAUUUGCUACAAAAGCCAACGUAAGGAGGCAUUUCGAUGAAGUUCAUAGAGGAUUAAGGAGGGAUUCCAUUACUCCUGAUAUAGCUACCAAGCCUGGGCAACCUUUGUUCUUGGAUACAGUUUCUGCUAAAAAAUCUUUUAAGACCCGAAAACAAAAGUCAUCUUCAAAGGCUGAAUACAAUUUAACUGCAUGCAAGUGCCUUCUGUGCAAGAGAAAAUAUAGUUCACAAAUAAUGCUGAAAAGGCACAUGCAAAUUGUUCACAAGAUAACUCUUUCUGGAAAGAACUCUAAAAGAGAGAAAGGAGCCAACAAUACUGCCAAUGGCACAGAAAAAAAAGUUGAAUCAGCAGAUUCUGUAGAACCUUCACCCCCUUCCAUUACUCUUUCUCCACAGAAUGAAUUAAAGGGAACAAAUCAUUCAAAUGAGAAAAAGAACAUACCAUCAGCACAGAAAAACAGAGUUAAACAAGAUGCUGAAAACCCUAAAUCAACUUCUAAAUCAACCUCCAAAUCAACCUCCAAAUCAACCGCUAAAUCAACCUCCAAAUCGACCAAUGCAUCUGCUGCAGGUGGCCAGCAAAAAAACAGGAAGCCAAAACUUUCAGCUGGCUUUGACUUCAAGCAGCUUUACUGUAAACUCUGUAAGCGCCAAUUUACUUCUAAACAGAACUUGACAAAACAUAUUGAAUUACACACAGAUGGAAAUAAUAUUUAUGUUAAAUACUACAGGUGUCCACUCUGCUCUUACGAAACGCGUCGCAAACGUGAUGUGAUAAGGCACAUAACUGUGGUUCAUAAAAAAUCACCACGCUACCUUGGGAAAAUAACUGCAAGUUUAGAAAUUAGAGCAAUUAAAAAGCCAAUUGAUCUUGUUCUAAAUAAGGUGACAAAAAGAGGCCCUCAGAGGGAUGAAACAAAACAGAUUGGUUCAAAACAGGAUAUCACAUCUAAUUCUCCCAAUAAAAAGUAUGAAGGAGCUGAUGUUGGCAUUGAAGUAAAAGUAACAAAAAACUUUUCUCUGCACCGAUGCAAUAAAUGCGGGAAAGCAUUUGCCAGAAAAGCUUUUCUAGAACAUCAUAAGAAAACCCACAAAGCAAAUGUAUCUCAUUCACCUGAAGAAAAUAAAACCAAAGGCAGAAGUACAAGAUCUAAAGCUGUUGUCUGCACUUGCAAAGAAAGUCUGAGGGGAGAUCAAAAGUGCCAUAGUGCUGUACCUGUAUGGCCGUGCUUGUUUCAGAGGAUCUCCUUCUGUGCAGAUCGUCACGUGUCUUCAGUGAGUGCUUUGCACUGCAGACCCUGGCCCAUUUCCUCCCUGUUGAACCCUUUGACUUAAACCCAGGAGCUGUGAGAACCUCCCGCACAGUAUGAGCUGCAGAACGUCCGUGCAGAAAUUCAUUACUGAGUCCUGUGUUUGUAACAGAGCUGCAAGCAUGCCUUUCAGGAAAUGAUGUCAUCUUAGAGGCUCCAAAAAAUUACUGAUUUAUGGUAAUCCCAAUUUAGUUGUUCCAAUGGGUAAUAAA
This is a messenger RNA of Pipra filicauda (Wire-tailed manakin), 2558 nucleotides long. It is a transcript of the gene ZNF800, whose product is annotated as zinc finger protein 800. The record is from RefSeq and is a predicted model, not a curated record. NCBI's taxonomy places the organism in Eukaryota, Metazoa, Chordata, Aves, Passeriformes, Pipridae.